GUUCGGCAUCUUUGCCCUUGACUUUCUGGCUCAUGAGAAUAGCUUGCAUUCUGGCCAGAGAUAUCGAGAACUUGGUUACUUGUCCUUUGUGUCCAGUGCUAUUCUCAGACGCAGAUUUCCUUGCCCUGUAGCUGAGAGGUGUGUGUGGAGAGAGAUCUGCCGGAGCCCGAAAGAGAGCUGAUCAUCCACGUGAAGGACAUCAGUCAUUUCUUAAUGCAGGACAUCGCCUUCUUGUCUGGGGGUCAGGGAAAGGACAAUGCCUGGAUCAUUACAUUUCCAGAAAACUGUAACUUCAAAUGUAUACCAGAAGAAGUCAUUGCAAAAGUGCUCACUUAUCUGACAUCUAUUGUAAGGCAAAAUGAGCCUAACUCCCAGUUCACCCUUAUUGUGGAUCGGAGAUUGGAUACGUGGUCAUCUCUCAAAAUCUCUCUACAAAAAAUCUCAGCUUCUUUCCCUGGGAACUUGCACUUAAUUUUGGUUUUACGUCCUACCAGUUUUCUUCAACGAACCUUCACAGAUAUUGGAUUCCGAUUUAGUCAGGAGGAAUUCAUGCUGAAAUUACCAGUUGUUAUGCUGAGCUCAGUUAGUGAUUUGCUGACAUACAUUGAUGACAAGCAGUUAACCCCUGAGUUAGGCGGCACCUUGCAGUACUGCCACAGUGAAUGGAUCAUCUUCAGAAAUGCUAUAGAAAGUUUUGCCCUCACAGUAAAAGAAAUGGCUCAGAUGUUACAAUCUUUUGGAACUGAACUGGCUGAGUCAGAACUACCCGAUGAUAUGCCUUCAAUACAAGAAACUCUGGCACUUCGUGCUGAAAGGUAUCAUCUGUUGAAGAAUGAUAUUACAGCUGUAACCAAAGAAGGAAAAAUUCUGCUGACAAACCUGAAAGUGCCUGAGUCUGAGGGAGCUGUCAGUUCAAGUCUUGAACGUCAUCAGCAUAUAAGCGGCGAUUGGAAGACGAUUAAUAAGUUUUCUUUGUUCAGAUUGCUGGCUCAAGUACGUGAUAUGGAAACAGCUUUUGAUGGAUUUUGGGAAAAACACCAAUUAAAAAUGGAACAGUAUCUGCAACUAUGGAAGUUUGAACAAGAUUUUCAAGAGCUUGUGACUGAAGUUGAACUUCUGUUAAAUCAACAAGCAGAGCUGGGCGAUGUAACAGGGAGUAUCACUCAAAUAAAACAAAAACUUAAACAACUGGAAAGCUUAGAAGAAAAUUCUCAGGAUCUGUUAUCAAAGGCCCAAUUUCUGACCUUACAUGGACACAGGCUGGCAGCAAAUCACCAUUAUGCACUGGACUUAAUCUGCCAGAGGUGCAACGAGCUCCGUUACCUUUCUGAUAUCUUGGCUAAUGAGAUCAAAACAAAGCAGAUACAGCUCAGCAGGACCUUCAAGAUGCAUAAACUACUGCAGCAGGCUCUUCAGUGCUGUGAUGAAGGGGAAUGUCUUCUAGCUAAUCAGGAGAUAGAUAAGUUUCAGUCUAAAGAAGAUGUUCAGAAAGCCCUUCAAGACAUUGAAAAUUUUCUUGAGAUGGCUCUGCCCUUUAUCAAUUAUGACCUGGAAUCACUACAGUAUGAAUUUGAUGUGAUUUUAUCUCCUGAACUCAAGGUUCAAAUGCAGAAUGUACAGCUCAAGCUUGAAAAUAUUCGAAGCAUAUUUGAGAGCCAGCAGGCUGGCUUCAGAAAUGUGAGAGAUAAGCAUGUGAGGCCAAUCCAGUUUAUGGUACCCACACCUGAAAAUGUGAUGCCGUCCAGAGUACAAUUUUUUUCACCUAAACCUGUGGGAGUUGGAUACUCUUUCUUUCAAGCAUGUAAACUUUUUUCAAAAGGGAAGAAGACUUGGAGACAAAAUCAGAGCAACUUAAAAAAGGACCUUUGCUCCAUGAAUGAAUCCACUCCUAUACAAGUGGUACAUGAUUGUCGGGAGAAGAGGAGUCCUGGCCAAUCUUCCAGUCUGGACAAUGACAAUAGCUUGGAUAUUAUAAAGAAGCAUGUUCUCAAUGAGCUGAUCCAGACUGAAAGAGUAUACGUUCAAGAGCUGUAUACUGCUUUGUUGGGCUACAGAGCAGAAAUGGAUAAUCCAAAGAUGUUCGAUCUUAUGCCACCUCUCCUGAGAAAAAAAAAGGAUGUUCUCUUUGGAAACAUGGCAGAAAUAUAUGACUUCCAUAACAACAUUUUCAUGAGCAGCCUGGAAAAUUGCUCUGAUGCCCCAGAAAGAGUGGGACUGUGUUUCCUGGAAAGAAAAGAUGAUUUUCAGAUAUAUGCAAAAUAUUGUCAGAAUAAGCCCAGUUCAGAGGCAGUUUGGAAGAAGUAUUCAGAAUGUGCCUUUUUCAAGGAACGUCAAAGAAAAUUAAAUCACAGGCUUGGUCUGGAUUCUUAUUUACUCAAGCCAGUACAGCGAAUCACUAAGUAUCAGUUACUGUUAAAGGAGCUGUUGAAAUACAGCAAAGACUCUGAAGGAUUUACUCAGUUACAGGAGGCACUUGACACCAUGCUGGAUUUACUGAAGUCAGUUAAUGACUCUAUGCAUCAGAUUGCAAUAAAUGGCUACAUUGGAAAUUUAAAUGAGCUCGGCAAAAUGAUAAUGCAAGGUGGAUUCAGUGUUUGGUUAGCACACAGGAAAGGUGCCACAAAAAUGAAGGACUUCGCUAGAUUCAAACCAAUGCAGCGACACCUUUUCCUUUAUGAAAAAGCUCUUGUGUUUUGUAAGAGGCGCACUGAAACCGGAGAAGGCUCUGAUAGAUACCCGUCAUACAGUUUUAAGCACUGUUUGAAAAUGGAUGAAGUUGGGAUCACAGAAUACGUAAAAGGUGACAACCGCAAGUUUGAAAUCUGGUAUGGCGGGAAGGAGGAAGUUUAUAUCAUACAGGCUCCUAAUAUAGAUGUGAAGAUGUCAUGGUUAAAAGAAAUAAGAAAUAUUUUGUUGAAGCAACAGGAGCUUAUGGCAGUUAAAAGACAGAUGCAACAGGAUCAGGUAACAGAACACAAUCAACUUUCUCCUCAGCAGAAUGAUGAAAAACCACAGGCAGCUUCUGUAAGUGUUGAGGAAACUGAAUUGGAGCACACUGGUGCUAUGGUGGAGCGCAGUAAGACUGUCGUGUCAGUUCAGGCAGAAGCAAAUGCAGUUUGGACUGAGAAGUCACAAUCUGCAGAAAACCCUGAAGAGCCUCAGGAAUGGCCAAGCACCUAUUUCUACUCCACUUUUGAUGGCAGUGAAGAGGGAAAAAGACGCUUAAUGAGACCCCUGUCGGAUAUGGCUAUCCUAUAUUGAUGAAGCUACUAUGUCAAAUGGCAAGUAGCUCUUGCCUGCCCGCUCUUCAGCCCAUGUGGAUAAAAUACUGCUCAAAAGACGUUCAGCCCAAACGACGUGGAUGUUAUUUUCAGGUUAUUUCUUCUGGACUUGCAAAGAAUCAACAGCACAUCAUUUUUUCUUUUCUUUCAACCAGUUUUAAUUAUGGUACUCUUUUAUCUUUAAAAUAGUGUAUUCAAUGUAUAAGAUAUUCUGCUGGACAAAUUCUCAUCUUAACACUUUUGGAUUUAAAAUUCUUUCUUCUCUGUAUCUUUGUAACCAAAUGCAAUCCGUGUGCCUUGGAUUAUUUAGCUUAUUAUGAACUAAGUUAAAAUUAUGGCUGCAAAAUGAUUAAGGUCAAGUAAAGCACAACAUUAUUAUUUAACAGGCUUUUAUUGGAUCUAGAGCUUUUGUGCCCAUUAUUUUAACCUGUGCAAAAUGAUACAAACUUCAGAAACCCUUUUGGGGCCCUUAGUAAAUUCUGUUCAAAGCUAUCGCCUUUUGUAUGCGCCAAGAUAAAAUUUUCAUAAGAGUAAUUUACAAAUAAUUGUAUUUAAAAUUUAAUAUUUUCCUUCUUUUUCUGGAUUUAUGCUUAUAAUUCAUGUAACAAAUUAAUUGUGC
Molecule: messenger RNA, 3900 nt
Organism: Fukomys damarensis (Damara mole-rat)
Lineage: Eukaryota; Metazoa; Chordata; Mammalia; Rodentia; Bathyergidae
Gene: Mcf2
Product: MCF.2 cell line derived transforming sequence
Exons: 30
Coding region: 214-3261 (1015 amino acids)
Biological process (GO): dendrite development; intracellular signal transduction
Cellular component (GO): cytoplasm
Molecular function (GO): guanyl-nucleotide exchange factor activity
Source: RefSeq, a predicted model, not a curated record